UACAUCUAAGAAAGCCAUGGCCUUCAUUGUUCUCUCCAUAUUACUACUCUUAACCUUAGUGAGUGCUCAAAACAAACAGAUCAAUAUAACCUUAGGCUCCUCCAUCACGGCCGCCGACGGGGCCGGUUGGCUCUCGCCAUCCGGCCGAUUUGCCUUCGGAUUUUACCCCAAAGGCCUGACAGGCUUUGCCAUUGGAGUUUGGCUCGCAACGUCCCCCAACAGGACUAUUGUAUGGACGGCCAGCCGUGAUGAUCCUCCCCUCACCGACGGAUCCAUCACCUUAACUUUCGAUGGACGGCUCCUCUGGGGCGCCUCUGGUGGCCAAGAGAAGGCCAUAUCCCAAGCCUCCGAGCCGGUCACCACGGCUUCGAUGCUCGACAACGGCAACUUUGUUCUUUACGGUACGAAUCAACAAGUCAUUUGGUCUACCUUCAGUUCUCCGACAGAUACACUCUUACCAGGACAGAGCUUAGUAUCUGGAUCAGAGCUAUACUCUAGUGUCUCCGAAACCGAUCGGUCGACCGGAAACUACCGACUCAAUAACCAAAAUGAUGGCAAUGUUGUGUCGUACCCCGCGGGCACGCUCGAUGAUGCUAACAAUGCAUACUGGGAUACCGGUACUUUCCAAAUUGGUUUCCCCAUUACCCUUGCUCUAAACAGCAAUGGCGUCCUAUACAUAACGGGAAAUAACGGUAAUUACAGUAAGAAUUUGGCACAGGCUACGACGUCCAGUGGAGUCGAUGUUUAUUACCGGGCGAUCAUCGAUGUAGAUGGGAUUCUUCGGCUUUACUCGCACACCUUUGGAACAAAUAACGCCUCUACUACAAAGGUUGAAUGGGCAGCGCUAAAUGAUCGAUGCUUAGUCCGGGGCGUUUGUGGGCUUAAUAGUUAUUGUGAUCUCGGCCCUGAUGGCGAACCCAAUUGUCUUUGUCCACCGGGCUUCGAAUUUAUCAACUCUAAUCAAAUUUCCCUUGGUUGCACGAGUAACUCCACCAGCGUUGGAGACUGCUCAAUGAUAAGCUCAAACGGAGGUGAAGCCGGAUUAGUGAUGGCUACCAUGAAUAACAUAACAUGGGCGGACAUUCCAUUCUUCAUUUUGCCAUCAACAACAAGCUUCGAUGACUGCAGAGCCGCAUGCUUGGACGACUGUUUCUGUGAGGCAGCACUGUUUCGGGGAGAUGAAUGUUCGAAACAAGUGCUUCCGUUGAAGUACGGACGGGUGGGGAGCAAUGAUACGCUAUUCAUCAAGGUAGGAACAAUGAAUACCAACAAUCGAAGUACAACUAACGAUAAGAAGAGACAGUUCAGUUCGAGAGCUCUGAUUACAACAGCAGUUUUAGCUACCUUCCUGGCGGUUGUGCUCACCAUCUGCGGAUUUCUUAUCUAUAGAAAUCAAAGGGUCAGGAGGUAUAGAAGGCCAUUGGAGUAUGACAACACCAGUUUUGAUGAGGAGACUCCAUUGAGAUCAUUUUCUUUCGAAGAGCUAGAUACAGCAACAGAUGGCUUUAGGGAAAUGCUAGGAAAGGGAGCCUUUGGGAGUGUGUUCAAAGGGGCAUUGGCAAAGGGAGAGAAGGUUAUUGCAGUGAAGAGACUAGAAAAGAUGGUAGAAGACGGGGAGAGGGAGUUCCAAAGAGAGGUGAGAGCAAUAGGGAGGACACACCAUAGAAACCUAGUGCGUUUGCUCGGCUUUUGCAACGAAGGCUCUAACAGGUUGUUGGUUUAUGAGUUCAUGAGCAACGGCUCACUCGCGAAUCUUCUCUUCAGGUCAGAGAACUGCCCAGCUUGGAAGGAAAGAGUUAAGAUCGCAUUGGAUGUGGCCAAAGGGCUUCAAUAUCUUCAUGAAGAGCUCGAGAGUCAUAUAAUUCAUUGUGAUAUAAAGCCUCAAAAUAUUCUCAUGGAUAGCUCGGGGACUGCAAAGAUAGCAGAUUUCGGGCUCGCAAAGUUGCUGAUGCCAAAUCAAACAAGAACCUUCACCGGGAUUAGGGGCACAAGGGGGUACCUCGCACCAGAAUGGUACAAAAAUGCGCCGAUAACUGUAAAGGCCGAUGUGUAUAGCUACGGAAUCGUGUUGUUAGAGAUUAUAUGCUGUAGGAGGAGUAUGGAAAUGGAAGAGACAGGGGAAGAACAUAGUUUGCCAGAGUGGAUGUAUGAAUGCAUGACGGCCGGCGAAUUAAGAAACGUAAUCAACGAUGAAGUCGUCGACAUCGCUGAGUUGGAGAGGACGGUGAAGGUGGGGCUCUGGUGCGUUCAGAACGAACCCGUCUUCCGGCCUUUGAUGAGGAAUGUGAUAUCGAUGCUAGAAGGUAAUAUGGAAACUUCAAUUCCUCCAGCUCCAGCUUCUUUUUCAUGAUGUCAGAGCGAGCCGUAGUCAUGUAGAGUAGCAAAAUUGUGUGAAAAAGAAUGAAAACUUCGGUAAAUAUAUACUUUUUAAAUACUUAUUUUCACGCGCUUGCAGCAAACAUAUAUACUGUUGAUUUAGGAUGUAAUUUUAGUAACGCUACUCUAAGAUAUUAAGGUUUAAGCUUCCUUGAUAAAUUCCACUUUCUUUUCUUUAUUA
Messenger RNA from Ananas comosus (pineapple), 2557 nucleotides. RefSeq names its product G-type lectin S-receptor-like serine/threonine-protein kinase LECRK3. Gene Ontology annotation, biological process: protein phosphorylation. Gene Ontology annotation, molecular function: protein serine/threonine kinase activity; ATP binding. The record is from RefSeq and is a predicted model, not a curated record. Lineage: Eukaryota; Viridiplantae; Streptophyta; Magnoliopsida; Poales; Bromeliaceae. Bases 17 to 2350 code for a protein of 777 amino acids. The transcript has a single exon.